AUGAGAAGAAAUAUCUCUAUGCUUAAAUACCAUAUAUUAUACAAGAAAGCAUUAAAACCCACUUGGUUCCAAGAAUAUAGAAAGAAUGAAGUGAACUUUUUCUUUCUCUUCGAUAGGAAGAGAAAUAUUAUAUCAGGAAAUAUUUCAGAAAAUAAAGAUAUGAAAAUAAAACAUGUGGAGGACACAAAAUUAAAAAGUGUAAAGAAAAAUAAAAAUGUGCAAGAAGAAGAAAACGAUGAAGAUGUGUAUGUAUUAAAUGGAAAACCUUUAUAUGCACAGAAAAAUAAAAAAAGUAAAGAUGAGAUAAAAAAUAAAGUGUCUUCUUUAAAGAAAAUAAAAUAUUUAACAAACACAGAUAAUUUCUUUUAUGCUAGAUUAAACGAAAGCUUAAGUAAAACAAAAAAAAAUAAACCAGAUAAAAAGGAAAUAAUAAAAAAAGAAGAAUAUAAUAAUAGAGAUCAAAUAAUACAAGAAAUAGAAUAUAAAAAAGUUAACGAUGAAAAUAACAAACAAAAAAAUAUUUCUAGUCAUAUAUAUAGUACUGAACAUAUACAGUAUAAUCAAAAUGUACAGUAUAAUCAAAAUGUACAGUAUAAUCAAAAUGUACAAUAUAAUCAAAAUGUACAGGAUAAUCAAAAUAUACAGGAUAAUCAAAAUUCACCAUGUGUUGAUAAUAUAAAAAGUGAUAUAUAUAAUGAACUUACCAAUAGUCAUAACAACAUAAAUAAAAAUAAUAAUGCUAUCAUUAAUAAUGAUAAUAAUAAAUGUACAGAAAAGAUACCAGGGGAAAGCAAACAAAUGUUCUCAGGAAAUCUUGUGAAUCUUACUAAUAAUAUUAAAAUUGAUGAAAACAAAUUAAAUAUAGAAGGAAACCAUGAUAAAUUAACAACAAAUAAUAUAUAUAAUAAUAAACAAGUUAAUGAAAAAGAAGAAAAUAAAAUUCAUUCUAAUAAAUCAAAUAAUCAAUAUAAUGAACAGAGUAAUGAUUUAAAUAUUAAAAAAUUUCCUAAUGAUAAUAAAAGUAUAAAACAAGAUAUUUUUGAAGUUUUAAACAAAAUAAAUAAUGAAAAGGAUAAAAAAGAAGUAGAAAAAUUCUUGAAUCAUUUUUUAUUAUAUAAAAACAAUAACCCUUCAAAUAUUUUAGGAAAUUUUGUUAGUUUUUAUUUUUGUAAUAUCUUAAGUGAAGAUCUAAAAGAUUUAAAAUAUUCUUAUUAUGAUGGUGUAAAAUUAUGUGUUAAUACAUUCUUAAAUUCUUUGAGAGAAUUAAAUGAAAAUCAAAUAUCUAAAAUGACAAAUGUUUAUUUAGAAGAAUAUUUUUUAAAUAUAUUCCGUAUUUUAAAAGAUCAUAAUCUGAAUUUACAUUUUGAUAAUAUAGAAAUAAUCAAUAUCAAAUUAUUAAGUGUAUAUAAUAUAUUAGGUUUAAUUCGAAAUAUUAAUGGGAAAAGAAAUUUUCAAAAAAAAAAAAACAUCAAAAAGUUUUUAUAUCAAUAUAUAUGUAUUGAUAAUAAAGAUAUAGCUUUAUUAAAAAGUAAAAAUAGAAUAAAAUUCUUAUCAAAUAUUAUAAAAAAUGGAGUAACUACACGUAUGCAUAUAUUAGUAACUUUGUCGUAUGAUUUAUCUUCAUAUGAUAAUGUUUCUUCCAAUAUUAUUACAAAAAAUAAUAUUAAAAAUACAACAAUGGAAUUAAUUUUUGAAAACCAGUUGGAAAAUCCAAACUUCUCUAUACAAUCUAAUGAUACUUUAAAUUUAAAAUCAUCUGGCUGGUAUUUGGCAGACAUCAAUCAAAUAUUAAAUGAGAACUUGCCUUAUGAAUGA
Messenger RNA from Plasmodium reichenowi, 1815 nucleotides. RefSeq lists its product as hypothetical. The transcript has a single exon. NCBI's taxonomy places the organism in Eukaryota, Apicomplexa, Aconoidasida, Haemosporida, Plasmodiidae. Bases 1 to 1815 code for a protein of 604 amino acids. The record is from RefSeq and is a predicted model, not a curated record.